GCCUGGAUCGAGCGGAGGAAGACACACAUCCUCCUCGAUUCAUUCUCUCUCUCUCGUUGCUGCCCUGCCGCCCGGUUUCUUCUCCCCUCCUGUCUGUCCUCCUUCCUCCUAGUGUCCGGCCUGUCCUUCCUUCCUUGUUCAAUUCCCAGCCAUCGAUUCCUCCUAGUGUCCGGCCUGUCCUUCCUUGUUCAAUUUCCAGCACCAAUCCAUCGAUUCUCCUCCACCUCCGUCCCCGGCCGCUCCAGAUCAAUAAUGCAGCAGCAGCAGACCACGACGCAGAUCCAGACGCUGCCGCCGCAGAUAAAUAAGAGGACGACAACGACGAUGAUGAGGGCGGAGGCGGCGGCCAAGGCCACCGAGGACGACGACAGCCGCUUCGACGCCGGCAAGCCUCCGCCGUUCCGCAUCGGCGACGUCCGCGCGGCGGUGCCGGCGCACUGCUGGCGCAAGAGCCCCCUGCGCUCGCUCUCGUACGUGGCGCGGGACGUGGCGGUGGUGGCGGGGCUGGCCGUGGCGGCGGCGGCGCUCGACAGCUGGGCGGUGUGGCCGCUCUACUGGGCGGCGCAGGGGACCAUGUUCUGGGCGCUCUUCGUCCUGGGGCACGACUGCGGCCACGGGAGCUUCUCCGACAGCGCCACCCUCAACAGCGCCGUGGGGCAUCUCCUCCACUCCUUCAUCCUCGUCCCCUACCAUGGAUGGAGGAUCAGCCACAGAACGCACCAUCAGAACCAUGGCCACAUCCACAGAGACGAGUCAUGGCACCCGAUGACGGAGAAGCUGUACCGGCAGCUGGAACCACGCACCAAGAAGCUACGGUUCACCGUCCCAUUCCCGCUGCUCGCGUUCCCCGUCUAUCUCUGGUACAGGAGCCCCGGCAAGAAUGGAUCGCACUUUCUUCCCAGCAGCGACCUGUUCACCCCCAAGGAGCGCGGCGAUGUCAUGCUCUCAACCACCUGCUGGUGCAUCAUGCUCGCCUCGCUGCUCGCCAUGGCGUGCACCUUCGGCCCAAUCCAGGUGCUCAAGAUGUACGGCGUCCCAUACCUUGUGUUUGUCAUGUGGCUUGACCUGGUGACCUACUUGCACCACCACGGCAGCCAUGACCUCCCCUGGUACCGCGGCGAGGAGUGGAGCUACCUGCGUGGGGGCCUCACCACAGUGGACCGGGACUACGGCUGGAUCAACAACAUCCACCACGACAUCGGCACCCAUGUCAUCCACCACCUCUUCCCCCAGAUCCCGCACUACCACCUCGUUGAAGCUACCAAGGCAGCAAGGCCGGUGCUGGGCAGAUACUACAGGGAGCCACAGAAGUCGGGGCCGCUGCCACUUCACCUCUUUGGUGUGCUCCUCAGAAGUCUCAGAGUGGAUCACUUCGUGAGCGACCAUGGGGAUGUCGUCUACUACCAAACUGACCACGCCUUGAACACUGCAGCUCAUGGCUGGGCCACUGAAAACCAUAAGCAAAAGUGAUCCAUAUAUUCUGAAGCCUCGACAAGUUGCCAUACUACUAUUCAGAAGUCGAUCCACUCAUUACGGGAUUGGAUUCGAAGCAUGGUAGAUGAUAGCAUAGAAAGUCAAAUAAUAAUUCAAGCAGAAAGCAAGGGAUCCUCGAUGAUCUAAUUGAAGCAUGCAUGCAUAUGUAUUCGUUGGUUGAUUGGGCUCAUGAAAUCGAUUUACCCACUAGAGUAGCUAAGCAUUGCUAUACAAUAUAAUCGUGGCUUGUACAAACUACUAGAUGUUGAGGUGGAGAUGAGAAUCUGUAUUGAUGACUGCCUCUCAGAAAACAUUAGUCUGUAUGACACAAAUAAUAAUAAUAUUACAUGCCGCCUGAUUGAUUCA
This is a messenger RNA of Setaria italica (foxtail millet), 1839 nucleotides long. Its product is annotated as fatty acid desaturase DES3. Gene Ontology annotation, molecular function: oxidoreductase activity, acting on paired donors, with oxidation of a pair of donors resulting in the reduction of molecular oxygen to two molecules of water. The record is from RefSeq and is a predicted model, not a curated record. Lineage: Eukaryota; Viridiplantae; Streptophyta; Magnoliopsida; Poales; Poaceae. The coding region runs from base 253 to 1470 and encodes 405 amino acids. Gene Ontology annotation, biological process: lipid metabolic process. The transcript is spliced from 6 exons.